CAGAAUACAUGUACCCGCACAGCAGUCGAAACUGACGAAAGCAAGAAAACUUUCGGCCUUGCAGCAACAACGCUAACCUCCAUGGCUUCAGUUAGAUCGAGUCUUGUCUGUGAUGCUGGUUGUGUUCGCUAGCACGGCACUUCUUCGUAGGCUGAUAUACGUAUACGCAUCGUCUGGUUAUCGCUGAGUUCGACAAGUCCACAAUUCAAGCCAUCUGUGAUUUCUGCUGUGUGACCUGCUGAGGUUUUGAACCGGCAUGGCUGGUGUUGCUCACUCCCCUAAAGUGCUGGUGUUCCAAUGGUCCGCAGCCACUGCACAAUGGGUGCCGAAAGCAGAGAGAAAUCCAUGCACAAUCACCGCUCAGCAACGCUACGUGGAGACCUAUGGAGCGACAACGUUCCUGAUAGCGCGCAACUCCACCACAGGACAGGUUAUCAUUGACGCUCCCGGUUUUAGCCCGUUGGGUGAUUUCCAGCAGUUGCAAGACCCGUCGUUUUGUCAGCUGACCACCAGCAGUGGAGAUCGGGGUGAGGAACUCUUCGGAUUCAAGUUUCAGUCCGCCAGCGAAGCGGAGCUGUUCAUCGACCAGGCAAAGCAUCCCCGACCUAUGCCACCAGCAUCAGCACCAACAGGUGCUGGUCCCACUGGUCAUGUUUCAUCGCCAGAACAACCAUCACCAGGACGACCCAUGAACCAGUCUGGCAAGGUGACAACGCACUUGCUGCCGACACGUGGGGAGCACCAAGACACGAUAUCCAAGACUCAGCCCAGUCUGCCGGUCCAAACGUUCAUGGAGGAGCCGCGUUUCUUUGCUACGGUGGGACGGCAAAACAACCAUCCGGGCAACUGUGGACGCGAGGAUCGCUAUUCAUCUGACGUGUCCGAAGUGACGUUGCCAAGGCAUCAUCAAGAGCAUCAUCCAGAUCAUCAUCAAGCUGAUCACGGCAUGGCAUCGCUUAGAUUAGACGGCAUGCCCGAGGAACAGCUGACGUCAUCAACUGAGAACACUAUUGGAGGUGCCACUGCCGGGCAGCAGAGCGCUCCUGCACUGGAUCAGACCGCUGCUAGUACCGCGGUGCGGGACAACACUGUCCAUGAUGUGCAAUCUUCAGCUGCUGCCGGUCAGCGCCAGCUAUCCAUCGAGGAGCAAGACGGAAUCGAGUUGUGUCAGCGGCUGGAGCUAGCGAUCAACACUGGUAACGUGGAUAUCGGCACGAUCACCCUGCAAGAUCUCAUUGCGCUGCGACUUAAGAUCACCUGUCAUCUGCAGACCAUGCCAUGCACUAGUGCCAGCAAUGAGUCAGGUCGCACUACUACACGUCACACUCAAGGGAGGCAGGAUCAUACAGCUGUUGCUAUGGAUACAGCAGGCACACCGGGCAAUGUCGUAGCAACAGCGAAGCGGUGGUCACAGCCGCCGGAUCACGCCGGUCUCGGCGCCGCGUCACAAAUGUCAGCCGAUCACAGUCAUGCCGAAGAGCUGCCCAUUCGGCGGGAUAUGGAAGACUUAAGUCUAGGUGGCCUGGGCAUGGGAGAGGAUCCUCACGGGCCGCAGCGACCAGGGCAGAUGAGACAUGGUGCAAUGCAGUCAUCAGGGGGUUACCCAGCUUCACACUCACUGGCCGGCCAUGGGCAGCAUCAACAAGACUAUCGUGACGCCAAAGUGAAAUUGAGGGCCAGUCAGCAGCAACAACAGCAGCAUGCAGCAUCACCACAAGAUGAUCAAUCCUACCACCAUGCAGCACCACAGCAUCCACAGGACCAACAGCACCAUCGGCAACAGCAUUUCCGCCAGGAUCAGCCUGGUGGCAUUGCUGCACGGCACCCAAAUGGAAAUCCGCACGCCUCACGGCGUGAUGAGAAUCCCUAUCAACAUAGACAGAUGCAGGAUAAUCAACUACAACAGCAACAGCAGCAGCAGCACGCACAGCCACAUGACAGCCGUCAAUACCGGCCUCAGCUGGAACAGCGGCACCAGCAGCAGCAACACUUAUUGCACAAUGCUCAACAGUAUCCCAAUGCCGCUGGUCAAAUCCGACAACAUCCUCGAGAGUAUGCGGGCGCUGGCGAUGAUCCUCAGUACCAGCAAUAUCAUGGACAAUAUGCUGGCACAUCUGCUACUGGUGCUGGUGGUGCUGCUGCUGGGACUGGCAAUGGUGAUCAUCAACCACUGGCUAAUCAUGGACAGCGGCAGCAGCACCAGCACCAGCAAGUGGCAUAUGGUGGUCAGGGCCUUCCAGGCGCUGCUGCAGGCCGGAAUGCCCGACCCGCACCAACUGCUAGGGAACACGCAGUACAGCGACAGCAACAUGGUCAGGGUGUUGAUCUGGCUGCAGCUCAGCAACAACAACACUUGCUACAAGAAGCAGCUGCGCGUAAAGAAGCGGCAAGGAAGAAAGCGGAAGAAGUGAUUGGCUGGAGUUGUCCAACAUGUACUCUCGUCAAUCCUCCGACCAGACCUGGCUGCUCGGCAUGCUCUGAGCCAAGACCGGAAAACUACAAACCUCCAGACGAUUAUCAGAUGACCGAGGACGAACGGCAAAUCCAGACCAUGGCCAAGCACUCGGAAGAGCAGUACAAGAAAGCCGAGGAAGAGGAGCGUAAGAGACAGCUUGAAGAGAAACACCACAACUACAUGGCACUAUUGCAAACUGACGAAGUCGGUUUGGUGGUCAAUCAUGAACCAUUUGAUUGCUCAAUCUGCUUCGUAGAGGCUGAGGCAGGUGAAGGCGCUAUUCUCAGAGAGUGCCUGCAUACGGUUUGCAAGGAAUGUCUUCGUCAGCACAUUAAAAUCUCCGAAGAUGCCGACGUCAAGUGUCCGUGUGUAGUGGAUGACGUCAAGUGUGACGCUAGCAUCACGGAGAGGGAGAUUCGUGAACUACUGGGUGAGUCCAUACAUCAAUGGUGGGGCCGUGGUAUACGUGUAGCAGAGCAACAAGCUGACAACAGCUAUCACUGCAAGACACCUGAUUGUAUUGGAUGGUGUAUGUAUGAAGAUGACGUUGAGACUUUCAAGUGCGAUGUCUGUCGUCAUGAGAACUGUCUGAUGUGCAAGGCCAUCCACAAGCCCAUGAACUGCAAGGAGUACCAAGAAGACUUGAAGAUCAAAGCGGCUAAUGAUGAGGCUGCACAGGCCACCCAGCAGAUGUUGGAGAACCUGGUGCGUCAGAACGAAGCAAUGCACUGCCCCAAGUGUGACGUCAUCGUGCAGAAAGCGUCCGGCUGUGAUUGGAUGAGAUGCUUGAUGUGCAAGACUGAGUUGUGCUGGGCAACCAAGGGUCCACGCUGGGGUCCUAAUGGCAAUGGUGAUACGAGUGGUGGUUGUGGUUGUCGUGCCAACGGUGGCCGGAAAUGCACCCCAACGUGUGGAAACUGUCACUAAGAGCAGGGACUAGUAGUACAACCGUGCAGCACUCACUGAGAACAGGUGAUGUGGUCAUGCUGCACUGUUGAGGGUAUGUGCUAGUGCUAGUGCUUACCAUACUGUGCUGGUCAUGCUGCACUGUUGACAGUAUGUGCUAGUGCUGGCCAUGCUGUGCUGGUCAUGCUGCACUGUUGAGGAUGUGUGCUAGUGCUAGUCAAUGACUCAUUCUGUGCUGGUCGUGCUGCACUGCUGAGAGUGUGUGCUAGUGCUGGUCAUUCUGUGCUAAUCAUGCUGUGCUGGUUAUGCUGUGCUGUUGAGUUUAGACCAAAACCCACUAGGCUAUUGCUGCUGCUGGUGCUGCUGCUGAAAAUGUGUUUUAUUGAAUGCACAGACCAAUGCUGUCACUGCUGCUACUGCAGUACUGGUGCUGCUCCUGCAGUGCCGGUGAUGAUGAUCUAGCUUGUACAUGCACUUGAUUGUACUUGAUAGUGAAUGUUCAAGCGAGACGUGCAUGACUGCAUUAGUAUUACAUGUAAGACAAUUAUACAAAUUUCCCUCGAAAACACGCCAAAUUUUAUUAGUCAUUCCACCGCACAGCGUUUGCUUAAUUUCCACGACUUUGUUUUACGGCAAAGUUGAUCACGCAAGUAUUAGUUGCUACAUGCAGUAUAGUCCAUGCCUUACUUUUAUUUCAUACUUUCAUUAUUACGAAUAGCGGUAGUGACUUUAGUGAUAAUUUUAUAGGCAAGAGGGGAGCCGCUUGAAGUACUUUCUUUAUCUUAAAGUUCAUACGAUUAUUGAGAUGAAGUCGUUGCUUCUAACCAAAGUCACUUGCUAGCAGUACAGUAGAGUCACGUGUCCAAGAACGUUGUUUCCAAGUUUCCAAGGGUCAAGCCCGGGGCGUUCUUAUUUUUCAGCAAUCGGGCUGUGUUCUUAUAGCACAUUCUUAGAAACAAUUCAUGCUGGAUCAUAUGUAUCCCAAAAGCUGCCGGAAAACCAACACCGCCUUUCUUUUAAAACUUUAGGCUGUGGCGUUCUUGGCAUUUCAGGUUGGACGUUCUUGUGCGUUCUUCAGCGCACGACUCUACUGUAUCUCAUCUUCACUGUUCUCACAAUCAGCUUGCUACAUACUAUGCCAGUACAUCAUGUAUGAGUGUCCAGGGAGAAGACACGGGUGGCUGGA
Molecule: messenger RNA, 4547 nt
Organism: Sycon ciliatum
Lineage: Eukaryota; Metazoa; Porifera; Calcarea; Leucosolenida; Sycettidae
Product: hormone receptor 4-like
Exons: 11
Coding region: 257-3382 (1041 amino acids)
Biological process (GO): protein linear polyubiquitination; proteasome-mediated ubiquitin-dependent protein catabolic process
Cellular component (GO): ubiquitin ligase complex
Molecular function (GO): ubiquitin binding; ubiquitin-protein transferase activity
Source: RefSeq, a predicted model, not a curated record